This is a messenger RNA of Elaeis guineensis (African oil palm), 1342 nucleotides long. RefSeq lists its product as uncharacterized. NCBI's taxonomy places the organism in Eukaryota, Viridiplantae, Streptophyta, Magnoliopsida, Arecales, Arecaceae. The record is from RefSeq and is a predicted model, not a curated record.
CAACCCCUUGAUUCCCCUUCACCGCACCUCCAACCCCCUUUUCCAAUUUUUAUCUCCAAACAGCACCAUGGCCUCCCUCCCGAAGAGACCUCUUGCCACCGUCAUCUCCAUCGCCGAUACCGCAUCGUGGUACUGCGCUUUGGCCAUCGUCGCCCUCAUCUUGCUGAGCUCCCUCCAAGAAAGCCCGGCGGUCGACGACACGAUCGAGCCGGUGCGCGGUGGAAAGCUCGUCAGCCGGCCUUGCGACGAGAUUUACGUCGUGGGAGAAGGAGAGACCCUCCACACCAUCAGCGACAAGUGCGGCGACCCCUUCAUCGUCGAGCAGAACCCGCACAUCCACGACCCCGACGAUGUCUUCCCCGGCCUUGUUAUCAAGAUCACCCCCUCCAAGCCUAGAUAGAGAGAGAGACUUUCUAUAGACCUCACAUGGAUAUGGAUUCGUGUACGAUAUUUAUUCUUUUUUUUUUUUAUGGUGAAAUAUGAAUCGUCCGAGCAUCACUUGUAUAUAUGAAAUACCAAUAGAUAACUUUUGUAAGAGUUAUCUUGUAUCACCAAGAACAUGAGAUUUAUUUAGGUGGCCUUGUUUUAAUAUUGAUGGAGUUAUAUAUAUCGGUAGUUUUAGAUUACUAGUAGCAACUCAUGGCCAUGGAUUCCAAACUUUGAGUUGAAGCCUUCUUGAGGUGGAAUCUUGUACUUCUCUCCAUGGGGGUCGUUGGGUCAGGUAGGAGGAAGAGAAGAAGUGGCAUCUGUUUACACCGCCUCGCGGAAGACUGUAGACAUUGCAUUUGUUAGGUUGUUUGAUGGAAAGUUGCUGAGGGACCGUCAUAAUUUUAGUUGGCGGUACUGGAACAGGUUAGGUUAAGUAAGGCCACGGUUUGGUGGAACUGAUGGGACCGGGGACGUGGGCCCUCACAAGCUUUGCCGUUGAUCAAAGGAAGCGAGCGUAAGUGUGCAACCGUUUGGGCCCACUAAGGGGCGCAGGCAACCGAACUAGCGUGGAAAUUUUAAUUUAAUUUGAUUGUGUUCUUUUCUUUCACUGUGUCUAUCCACAUCAUGGGAUGUCAGAAAGAAUACCUAACCUAAUUGUCAUUGUCACUAAAGAACCAAGGACUUGCUUUGGGUGGGAGGCACAGGGUGACUUGGAUGAAGAGCAAGGAAUCCGCCAAGACGGAGUGAAUUGACAUGCAUGUGGGGACGUGGCUGUUGAGGCCACAUUCAGGAGUUGAAGAUUAGUGCUGUAGCCUUGUAAAUGACAAAUACAAAGGGAAGUUUUAUGGAUCUUGCUUGGGAGAUCAAACUUUAUCUGAUUCCUUUUUAAUAUAUAUGAAAUUGUCAUUAAUUA